UCUUGCACAGCGCGACCAUUGCAAGUGAGCGAGCGGAUUUUAGUCUAUAAUUAUACAGGCUGGAAACGGAUUUUCAUACGUCGUCAUGCUGUACAGCUUUUAAAUCUACGGUCGAUGACACCUGCGUUUUUGUCUUGAAGUUUCGCCGAUCGCGAACAGUUGGGACUGCAUUCCUUCGCUCUGGAGUCCAGACCUGCAGCGUUUUUCAGAGUUAGUGAGAGAGCUAGAGAGAGAGGGGGUCCCCGUUCCUACCUGCUGUCUUUGCGUGUAACUUCUGAACUAUUCUCCAGCCCAGUCAAACAUUCUUCUGGUUGGCUUUGCCCAGUGUUGUCGUUUAUCUGAAACAUCGGAAAAUCAAUAAUGAUAUCUGAGAAUCGAUUAGUUUUGAACUAGAAAGAUUCUGCAUUUAAGUUCUGCCCCAUUGGAUUGAAUGCCUUGUAUGCGGUGACUAUGGCUUUACAAUGGAUCCUCGUAGCCGCUUUGGCUGGAAUUCUUCUCACCGCCACUUCAGAAAUACAUGGAGCAUGUCUCUAUCAGGGAUCUCUGUUCGCGAACAACACGUCGUGGAGACCAGACUCCUGUCAGGAGUGUACAUGCUAUAGUGACAUCACCAUCUGUAAACCUGUUACCUGCCUCAACCCACACUGUGACUUCCAGAGGGGAGAGCGGUUGAGGAUCCCUCCCAACCAGUGUUGUCCACAGUGCCUGCCCUCCUCCCAGGGCUCUUGUCAGCAUAAAGAAGCUGUUUAUGGGCAUGACAGUCAGUGGAGUGCCCCCCAGUGCCAGGUGUGUGUGUGUUCUGGGGGUAGUGUAUCCUGUAGACAGAGACCCUGUCCUCCUCUCAGCUGCCCCCCAGACCAGACUGCCUUCACCCCCGCCGGAGACUGCUGCCCCAAGUGUGCCCGUCAUGGAGCAUCCUGUUCCUGGGAGGACCAUGAGUACAGGGAUGGGGAGGAGUGGAGUCCCAGCCCGUGCUCUAAGUGUGUGUGUGAUAACGGACUACCUCAGUGCUAUGCAGCAGAGUGCCAACCUGUCGCCUGCAAACCGCUCGAUAAUCUGGUGAUCCAGCCAGGACACUGCUGCCCACAAUGUGUCCCCAACCCUUGCCUCUCUGCUGGGAAGGAGUACAAGCAUGGUGAGCAGUGGCAGAAGAGUGGCUGCACCAGGUGUGUGUGUGAUCAUGGCCAGUCUCGCUGUCACACACACACCUGUCCACCCAGGACCUGUGAGAAGGGCCAGACCAAGGUAAAGAGGGCGGGGCAGUGUUGUGACGAGUGUGUCGCCGCCAAAGGAAGCUGUCUGUACGAGCUCACCGUGCGUUACCACGGUGACAUGUGGAACGGCACCGGCUGCGAGUUCUGCACCUGCGAGAGAGGACAGGUCCUCUGCCAGAGAGCCCAGUGUGCCCGAGUAGAAUGCCCGACGGGAUCAGAGCUGGUCCACCUACCAGGGAAGUGCUGCCCCGAGUGUCAGUCUAUGAAGACCUCUUGUGUCUACCCACAUCAGUCCUCUGGGAAGGAACAGAGGCGACUAGCGAACCUGGAGAGGUGGAGUGAGGGCCCAUGCAGGGAGUGUGAGUGUCGUGAGGGCAGGGUGACCUGCUUCCUGGCGUCCUGUCUCACCUGUCCCCUGGGGAUGCUGGCUGUGCCUCGUCAGGGACAGUGCUGCCCAGAGUGUAAACAGGCUGUUAGUUGCCAGAGGGACUGCCUGUCUUGCUCGGGGACCCCUGACCACUGUGAGAGCUGUAAGGACUCUACCGCUCUGCUUCUGGACGGACGCUGUGUAUCCACCUGUCCACGUGGUUUCUAUGCCAACGGGAAAGCGUGCGCAGCCUGCCAGUCGUCCUGUGCCACCUGUGAGAAAGACUAUGAAUGCUCUUCCUGUGGGGGGUCCUUGCUAUUAAACAACAGGCAGUGCGUGGCCACCUGUGAGCCGGGGUCCUACAAGGACCACACACAGUGCCUGCGUUGCCAUGCAUCCUGUUCAGUGUGCUCAGGGCCGAGCCAGCAGGACUGUGUGAGGUGUUCUGACCCGUCUCACCUCCUCAGAGAUGGACUCUGUGUCCCAGACUGUGACCAGGGCUACUACACACAGCACGGAACCUGUUAUGCAUGUGAUUCGUCCUGCUCUUCCUGUUACCCUGACAACCCCAAGUGCACGAGCUGCCCCCAGGGCUCUGCUAUGCAUCAUGGGAAAUGUAUUUCCCACUGUCCAGAACAGCAUUACAUAGACGACCAUGGACGCUGUAGAGCCUGUCACAGCUCCUGCUGGUCGUGCUCCGGCCCCACUGUGUCCCAGUGUACCCUCUGUUCCCAGGGACUGUCCCUACACCAGGGCCAGUGUCUGGAGGCCUGCGGAGAUGGGCUGUACCACCAGGAUCAGACCUGUCAUAUCUGCCAUCCAUCUUGUAGGGGAUGUCUAGGUCCUCUGGCCUCUGACUGUCUGAGGUGUCUCAAACCACAGGAGGCCCUGCUGCCGCAGAACAGUCACACACACAGAGCAAGGCCACACGGAGUGUGUGUGGACAGAUGUCCCGCUCGCUUCUACCUGGAUGCUCAACACAGCUGCAGAGAAUGCCACACUUCAUGUUUACAGUGCACCGGAGGAAGUGGUCAGAACUGCACUUCUUGUGCCCCGCCCUACGUCCUCCAGGACGGCCAGUGUGUUCUCAGAUGUCCCCCAGGCUUCAACAUCCAGGAUAACACCUGCCAAGGGUGCCACCCGUCCUGCCAGGAGUGUAGCGGGCCGUCCAAGGCUGACUGUGUGUCCUGCCCCCCCCUGGCCAAAUUCCACAAUGGGUACUGCACUACCAGCUGUCCUGAGGGAGAGUUCCUACACCCCCAAGGAUACUGCCAGGAAUGCAACAGUGAUUGCCUGCGCUGUGCAGCGGACCUACGAACGGGCGUGGGCAGUGUGUGUCUGUGGUGUAAGGCUGUCAGGACCCUGUUGCUAGAAGACCACUGUGUCACCCACUGUCCCCUCGGCCACUACCCCUGGCACGGGGCCUGCAAGAGAUGCCAUGCUUCCUGUGAGGGCUGCAGUGGGGAGGGGCCUCUGUCCUGUACCUCCUGUCCCGCCCCCAACUUUCUGUUGACCUCAGGGCUGUGUGCCCCCACCUGCCCGCUGGGUUACUAUGCCGAAGGAGACAGACGCUGCAGAGCAUGUGGCAGCCAGUGUCUAUCCUGUGAGAUGGGAGGAGUGUGUACGUCGUGCCGUGACCCGGGCAAGGUUCUGAUGUUCGGGGAGUGCCAGUACGACAGCUGUGCCCAUCAGUACUACCUCAACACCACCAUCCGCACUUGCAGAGAGUGUGAUUGGAGCUGUAAUGAAUGUGAGGGUCCUCUGCGUACUGACUGUCUCCAGUGCAUGGAAGGACACGUUCUUCAGGAUGGACUCUGCACCCAGGGCUGCUCCCCAGGGUCCUACCAGAAUGGGGAGAGAUGCCUCAGUUGUGAUGAACACUGUGAAGUGUGCCACGGGCCAGGCCAGUGUGGGCGAUGCCAGACUCCUUAUUCCACCCUGCAGGGCCACUGUGUGUUGGAGUGUGGGAGGACAUUCUUCUUGGACUCCUCUCUGAAGCUCUGUACACCAUGCUCAGCUGACUGUGUGGAGUGUGAGGGGAUGGGUCGCUGCACCGUGUGCAGACAAAACACUUACCUAAGAGAUGGAUACUGUACUCCAGACUGUGGACACGGUUUCUAUAGUGACAAGAAGAGCAGGACUUGCCAUGCUAACAGCCAGCCCCCAACCCUGCAUAUCAGUAGCUCUCUGCUGGUACCAAUUGGAGGGACUAAACCCCUGGACUCAACCAUACUCUCUGCCCAGGAUCAAGACAGCCCUCCAGAGAGCUUGGUUUUCCAGCUGCUGCAGCCCCCUGCUACAGGCCGUAUGGUUGUCCUAGAGGGGGGCAGGGAGAUAGAGAUGUCCCGAGAUGACACCUUCUCCUGGGCACAGCUACAGAGCAGACAGGUCCGCUUCACUCACGACAAGGACCAGGCCAAGAGUGGACAGUUCACCCUGCGUGUAGCUGACCCCCAGCUCUUUUCCCAACCAGAGACCAUUCAGGUCCAGGCAGUGUCGAUGCAGCCCCCACAGAUUCUUACCAACAAUCCUUUGCUGGUGGGCGGAGGGGAGACGGCGAUCAUCUCCAAGGCCGUGCUUCAGAUCGACGACCCAGACAACCCUCAGGAUGUCCUGGUCAUGGUUCUGGACCCGCCCCAACAUGGCCGCCUGACCCGUCUCAAUGGCGACCUGGCGCUGAGCCAGUUCAAGAUGGAGGAGUUGUCACGGGAACAGGUGCAGUAUGUCCAUGAUGGGUCGCCGGGGCAACGGGACAGGAUGCUGCUACAGGUCAACGAUGGAAACAGCUACCAGAACAUUCUAAUGCAGAUCAGCAUUACUCAGAAGCUUACCCAGGCUCCUCGUGUUCUGUCGGUGCCCGUCACGUGGGUGAGAGAGGGAGGCAUGGUACAGUUGGGGAAGAGGUAUCUGAGGACAGAGUAUCAGGGUGCCAGCGAUGACCAGAUAAUUUACACCAUAGUGAGCUCCAAAGGAAGCCCCAAAUACGGUGAAGUGCUGUUGGUGCCAAUGCCAGCCGACGGCCCGUUGGAAGGCUGGCAGCCCUCGCCCGACGACAGGAGCUCUACCCCCACCUCCUCCUUCACUCAGCAGGAUGUGAAUGAAGGCACUGUGUGGUACAAACACUUUGGCACCACCGGCUUGACGGAAGGAGACACCUUCCUGUUCCAGGUGUCUAGUGAGGGGUCCCCAGACACGCUCAGUGAUGCUCAGACCUUCACCAUCGGAGUGAUGCCUGAACUACCAGGGUUCCCCCAGCUGGCCCCCGCCUGCGACCUACAGAUAACGGCGCUGGAAGAUCGUGUGACCGUGCUAACACCCACAGCUUUGUCCUUUGUGGACUCUGAGACGCCCAGUGAAAAGCUUGUCUACAACAUCACCAAGCCCCUACCUCAGGGACAAGGUUCUUUGGAGCAUCGUGACAGACCCUACAACCCAGUGUCCUUAUUCACCCAAGCUGAUGUCAACCAGGGCCGGAUCCUGUACCGCCCUCCGCAGCCCCCCUCUCACCUCCAGGAGCUCUACCAGUACUCCUUCACUGGUCUGCCAGAGUCGCUGAAUCUUUAUUUCACAGUGUCGGACGGGGAACACACCACUCCAGAGAUUGACUUUUCCAUCCACCUGUUGGCCAACUACCAGCACCCUCCAGUGUUUCAGAUCCUUGACCCUGUCCUGGAGGUUAGCAUGGGUGGGCGAACACCCAUAGGUGGGCAGCAGCUGGCAGUAACUGAUGCAGAUACAGCUCCUGAUGAGUUGGAGUUUCAGCUGGUGGAAGGACCGGUCCAUGGAACCUUGCUCAAGAUGGAGUUUGACUCACAGACUGAGAUGAUGAAUGGUGACACGUUCUCCUUCAGUGACGUGACCCGUAACGUUUUGCAGUAUGAACACUCUGGCCUGUCCACCGACGAGGACGCCAUCACCUUUACCGUUACCGAUGGCUUCUCCAUGACGACGGCGGUGGUACAGGUGGUUGUGUUGGGCGUCGGGGGCGACGGGCCCAGGAGAGACCCAGAGGCCCUGCUGUCCAUGGAGGUUCCUGAAAAAAGUAGUAGUGUCAUCAGACGCAGUCACCUGGGUUAUACGAGCGACACCUCUCCAGAUGAGAAGAUACGUAUUCAGCUGGUGUCAGUUCCUAUGUACGGCAUCCUGACCAGGACCGGGUCAGACUCAGACCACCAGGAGAUGACAGAGUACUCCUCUUUCACCUUGGACGACAUCAACAAACACAGGAUCAGCUACAUCACUUCCUUUGAGAUAGGAAGUCAGCCGGUGACGGACAUCUUCCAUUUCAUUGUUUACGACGGUGAGAACAAUCGCCUUGACAACCAGAUGUGUACCAUCACCAUCACCUCCAUGAAGAGACAGCCUCCAGUGGUCACUGUCCGCAGUGGCAUCAAGGUCCAGGAAGGAGGAAGAGUCCAGCUGUCAACCAAUCACAUCAUUGUAUCAGAUCUGGACACACCCAAGAAGGACCUGCUGGUGUGGAUGAUCAGCUCGCCCAAAUAUGGCUUCAUUGAGAACACGAGACGAAGAGUGGGCUCGUUGGGCGGUUCAAAUACCCGCGUCAUCAGUCCAGAGGUUCCCUUCUCCAUGGACGACCUGACCACUGACCACAUCUUCUACGUUCAGAACGUCCAGAACACGGACCACCACUACCAGGACACCUUCUCCUUCUACAUCAGUGAUGGGUCCAGUCAGACAGAGGCCUUCAAUGUCAACAUCGAUAUACUGCAGACUAAAGAGGAGAUGGAGCCGGUGGUAUCAGUGAACAGAGUCCAGGUGGAGCAGAACUCAGGAGUGGUCAUCACUAACUCCUCUCUCAACGUCCUGGACCAGGACACACCAGACAACGACAUCAUCAUCACCGUCACCAAGCAACCUGCCUACGGCAAGCUGCGUAGACGCCAGUUCUACUCCCAGCCUCUGGAGAACGGUCGGAUCCUGUCUCAGGGGUCCACGUUCACCUACCAGGACGUGGUGGACCUGCUUCUGGUGUACACCCCUGACGCGGCCAGCGGGGGCAGUGAUGAGCUCGCCUUCUCUCUGACCGACGGCGUCCACGUCGCCACCGGACGACUCACCUUCACCAUAGACGUCAGGAAGAGCGAAGGACCAAGGAUGACUGUGAAUAGAGGCCUGCAGCUGGCCGCAGGCUCAGCGGCUAAGAUUACUGAACAGAACCUGAAGGGAUCAGAUUCAGACUCAGACAGCCUGAAGCUGAGGUACAUCCUCACCAAAGACCCUCCAGUAGGAAGACUACAGCUUUCUAAAGGAGGAGGAGGAGGAGGACAGGACAAGAUGUCUGUUAAAGGACCUGUCAACAGCUUCACACAGGAGGAGGUCAACAAAGGUCUUUUGGAGUACAGUCAUGAGAAGGGAGAGAAAGGAGGGAGCGUCUCCUUCAAGUUCAACCUGGUGGAUCCAGAGGGCAACAAACUGAUCGACCAGUCUUUCUUCAUCAGUGUACUAGAGGACCACCUGCCCCCCUCUGUGGUAAUGAAUAAAGGUCUGGUGGUUGAUGAGAACUCAGUGAAGAAGCUGACUACUCUCCAGCUGUCGGCUACAGACCAGGACAGUGAGCCUGGAGAACUGGUGUAUCGCAUCACCAAGCAGACUGCACUGGGACACCUGGAGCACGCCAGCAACCCAGGAACACGCAUCACGUCCUUCUCCCAGGCUGAUCUGACCUCCCGCAGUGUCCAGUACGUUCACACCAGCGAAGAAGAGAAGCAUGCGGACCAGUUCUCCUUUAUCGUGUCUGACGGCGCUAACGAGGUUGCCCAGACGUUCUACAUCACCAUCAGGCCGGUGGAUGACUCCCUCCCCCUGCUGGUGGUUCCUGGGAUGAGGGUUCAGGAGGGGGUCAGGAAGACCAUCACUGAGUUUGAACUGAAGGCCACCGACGCUGACACAGAGGAGGAGUCCAUCACCUUCACCAUCGUCCAGGCUCCCCGUCACGGCACCAUGGAGCGGACCAACAACGGACAGCACUACCGUCAGACCAACAGCUUCACCAUGGACGACAUCUACCAGAACAGAAUCAGCUACAACCACGAUGGAUCCAACUCACUGAAGGACAGAUUCACCUUCACUGUAGCUGACGAGACUAAUGUCUUCUUUAUGGUGGAGGAGGCAGGCAAAGAGGUGUUGACGGCUGCACCACAAAAGUUUAAGAUUGACAUUCUGCCAGUGGAUGAUGGAACACCUCGUAUCGUCACAAACCUGGGUCUGCAGUGGCUGGAGUACAUGGACAACAAGGCCACCAACCUGAUCAGUAAGAAGGAGCUGUUGACCAUGGACCCAGACACCGAUGAUGGUCAGCUGGUCUAUGAGGUCACUGCAGAGCCUAAACACGGCUACCUGGAGAGCAAACUGAAACCUGGGGCUCCUAUCACCUCCUUCACACAAGCUGACGUUAACCUGGGCUUGAUCCGCUACGUGCUCCACGAGGAGAGCGUGACAGAGACCGUGGACAACUUUAAGUUCCUGGUGAAGGACAGCAAGCCCAACGUUGUCUCUGAUAACCUGUUCCAUAUCCAGUGGUCCCUCAUCAGCUUCCAGUACAGGAGCUACAAUGUGAGUGAGAAGGCUGGCACGGUGUCAGUCACAGUGAAGAGGACGGGCAACCUGAACCAGUACGCCAUCGUGCUGUGUCGUACGGAACAGGGCACCGCCACCUCCACCUCCAGCGUGGGCUCUCGUCCCGGGCAGCAGGACUACGUGGAGUACGCUGGACAGGUCCAGUUUGAUGAGCGGGAGGACACCAAGGUGUGUACCAUAGUGAUCCAGGAUGACAAGGUGUUUGAAGGUGUGGAGAGUUUCCAGGUGGAGCUGAGCAUGCCCGUCUACGCCCUCCUGGGUCAGGUGACCCGCGCCAGCGUCAACAUCAACGACACCGAAGACGAACCCACGCUGCAGUUUGACAAGAAGAUCUACCACGUCAACGAGAGUACCGGGUUCAUACACGCCCCCAUAGAGAGGAAAGGUGACACCAGCAGUACGGUCUCGGCUCUCUGUUACACGGCCCCUAAGUCAGCUAAGGGAAGCAGUCCACACGGCCUGGAGUCUGGCUCUGACUAUAAGAGUCGAGGUAUGACUGGUGACAGCAGGGUCAUCUUCGGCCCCGGCGUCUCCAUGUCCACCUGCGACGUCAAGCUCAUCGACGACAGCGAAUACGAACUCUCAGAGGAGUUUGAGCUCCACCUAUCAGACGCCUCGGAUAACGCCCGCAUGGGUGAUGUUAAAGUGGCAAAGGUGGUCAUUGACGGGCCAAACGAUGCUUCGACGGUAUCCCUGGGCAACGCUACGUUUACGUUCAGCGAGGACGCUGGCACCAUAGAGAUUCCUGUGUUGCGGCAGGGGAGUGACCUGUCGUCAGUGACCUCUGUGUGGUGUGCCACGCGCCCCUCUGACCCCCCCUCUGCCACCCCCGGGGUCGACUACAUCCCCUCCUCCAGGAAGGUGGAGUUCAAAGCUGGCAAGACUAUGGAGACGUGCAGUCUGACCAUCAUGGAUGACAUUCAGAACCCGGCCAUUGAGGGGGCGGAGGCUUUUGUAGUGUUCCUCUCCUCCCCUCAGGGGGCGGUGCUCCUCGAACCCUUCGAAGCCUCCGUGGUCAUCACUGAUACCUUGGAUCUACCCAGCAUGCAGUUCGAGAAGACGGCAUACAAGGUGAAGGAGAAGGAGGGCGUGCUGAACAUCCCCGUCGUUCGAACGGGAGACCUGACGGUCAAGUCCUCUGUCCGCUGCUUCACGCGCACCAUGUCUGCCAUGGUGAUGGACGACUUUGAGGAGAGGAGGAACGCAGACGACUCACGGAUCUCCUUCCUCCAGGGAGAGAAGGUAAAAAACUGCACGGUGCACAUCAAUGACGACUCUGUGUUCGAGCCAGAGGAGGAGUUCCAGGUGCAUCUUGGGACGCCUCUGGGGGACCACUGGAGCGGGGCCAUGGUGGGAGUUAGUGACAUUGUCACGGUAACCAUCACUAACGACGAGGACGCCCCCACCAUAGAGUUUGAGCAGACGUCGUACCAGGUGAGGGAGCCCCCCGGGCCAGACGGCAUCGAGGUGCUUCACAUCAAGGUGGUCAGGACAGGAGACCAGGACCGCACCUCCAAGGUCCGCUGUAGUACCCGGGACGGAUCAGCCCAGUCCGGAGUGGACUACAACCCCAAGAGCAGGGUCCUCAAAUUCACCCCUGGCAUGGACCACAUCCUGUUCAAAGUGGAGAUUCUGUCCAAUGAGGACAGGGAGUGGCACGAAUCCUUCUCAUUGGUCCUCGGUCCUGACGAUCCGGUGGAGGCGGUGCUUGGAGAGAUCACCACGGCAACAGUCACCAUCCUGGACCAGGAAGCAGCAGGGAGUCUCAUUCUCCCGGCCACGCCCAUCGUGGUAUCUCUGUCAGACUAUGACAACGUGGCUGAGGUGUCUAAGGAGGGCAGUAAGAAGCAGCCUGCGCCUGGCUACCCCUUGGUGUGUGUGACGCCCUGUGACCCGCACUACUCCAAAUACUCUGUGAUGAGGGAGCGCUGCGACGAGGCAGGCAUCAACCAGACCUCUGUUCACUUCUCCUGGGAGGUGGCUGCCCCUACAGACACCAACGGGGCCAGGUCACCUUUCGAGACCGUCACUGAUAACACACCCUAUACUGGUGUUAACCAUAUGGUCCUGGACAGUAUCUAUUUCUCUCGGAGGUUCCAUGUGCGCUGUGUGGCCCAGGCCCGGGACAAGUCCGGCCAUCUUGGAACACCCCUGAGGAGUAACAUAGCAACCAUCGGCACCGAGGGUUCCAUAUGCCACACCCCUGUUACCACGGGAACAGCCCGAGGGUUCCAGGCCCAGUCGUUCAUCGCCAGUCUGAAGUAUCUGGAUGUUAAACACAAGGAGCACCCCAACCGUAUCCACAUCUCGGUGCAGAUCCCCCACCAGGACGGUAUGCUGCCCCUAGUGUCCAGCAUGCCCCUCCACAACCUGCACUUCCUGCUGUCGGAGUCCAUCUACAGACAACAGCACAUCUGUUCAAACCUGGUCACUCUCAAAGACCUGCAGGGGGUCUCUGAGACGGGUUUCCUGGAUGAUGUCCAGUAUGACAGUAUCUCUCUGGGUCCGGGUUAUGACAGACCCUACCAGUUCAACCCCGGUGUCCGAGAGGCUAAGAGCAUCCAGCUGUAUAAACACCUCAACCUGAAGAGCUGCAUCUGGACCUUCGAUGCCUACUACGACAUGACGGAACUCAUCGAUGUCUGUGGAGGCUCAGUCACUGCCGACUUCCAGGUGCGUGACUCGGCCCAGUCGUUCCUGACGGUGCAGGUUCCUCUCUAUGUGUCGUAUAUCUAUGUAACAGCUCCCAGGGGCUGGGCUUCACUGGAACACCACACUGAAAUGGAGUUCUCUUUCUUCUAUGACACCGUGCUCUGGAGGACAGGCAUCCAGACAGACAGCGUUCUGUCAGCCAGACUCCAGAUCAUCAGGAUCUACAUAAGAGAAGAUGGCCGUCUGGUCAUCGAGUUCAAAACACACGCCAAGUUCAGGGGCCAGUUUGUCCCCGAGCACCACACUCUGCCUGGGCACAAGUCCCACCUGAUGGUCCCGGACCACCUAGGGGGGAUCGAGUUCGACAUGCAGCUUAUCUGGAGCGCCCAGUCCUUUGAUUCUCCCUACCAGCUCUGGAAAGCCACCUCCUCUUACAGCAGGAAAGACUACUCUGGAGAGUACACAGUGUUUCUGAUCCCCUGUACCGUGCAGCCAACCCAACCAUGGACCGACCCUGGAGACAAGCCUCUGUCCUGCACUGCCCAUGCCCCAGAGAAGUUCCAACUACCUAUAGCCUUCCAGCAGACCAACCGACCGGUGCCUGUCGUGUACAGCCUCAACACAGAGUUUCAGCUGUGCAACAAUGAGAAGGUGUUCAUGAUGGACCCAGCCGUCGCUGACAUGUCCAUGGCUGAGAUGGACUACAAGGGAGCCUUCUCUAUGGGCCAGACAUUGUAUGGCAGGGUGCUGUGGAACCCAGAGCAGAACCUGAACUCAGCCUACAAGCUGCAGCUGGAGAAGGUGUAUCUGUGUACAGGACGGGAUGGAUACGUGCCCUUCUUCGAUCCCACGGGGACUCUGUACAACGAGGGCCCUCAGUACGGCUGCAUCCAGACCAACAAACAGCUCAAACACAGGUUUCUGAUUCUGGAUCGGAAGCAGCCUGACGUCUGUGACAGGUACUUCCAUGACGUUCCCUUCGAAGCCAAUUUUGCGUCGGAUAUCACCGAAUUACAGACCAUGACAGCCAUACCUGGUGUUGAUGGAUUUACCAUGAAAGUUGAUGCCCUGUACAAGGUGGAGGCGGGGCAUCAGUGGUACCUUCAGGUGAUCUACGUGAUUGGUCCUGAGUCCAUAUCCGGCCCCAGGAUUCAGCGUUCUCUGACCUAUCAGCUCACCCACAGCAGCGGCGGGGGGCGGACUCGCCGGGAUCUGGUCAAUCAGCUGAGCCAAAGCAUCGGGCACAGCCGUGCUCGCCGGGACCUUGUUGACCACAGCGGACGUCUCACUCUAGACCAGUCUCUGAUAUAUGACAACGAGGGUGACCAGACGAAGAACGGAACCAACAUGAAGACUCUCCGCCUCGAGGUCCCCGCUGCCUCAUCCUUUAACCCCCAGAUGGGCGGUUCGGUGGGCGGGGGCGUGGCCGCACUAACCCUAUUGGUCCUCGUCCUGCUCGCUUCAUGUUUACUCUUCAGGAAGUGCCGCCGAUCGGCUGGUAAGAAGCCACCCCAGAAGGCAGAGGAGUACCCUCUGAACACCAAGGUAGAGGUGUGUUUGGAGAGGACCCUGGAGAAGAACUUCAGCUCGAAACACUGCACCGUCAGGAACAUCAACAUCAACCGGAACUACGACAACGUCAACUCCAAGGUCAACAGAGGCGCAAAGGUCAACGGAGGGGCGAAAGUCAAGCAGGUCAACCUGGAGGUCAAGCUCCACAACAACCUCCACAACGACGGCACCGAGGUCUGAGGAUCCCCACCACCUCCCACCAUUGUUUACCCUGGCGAGAUCAUUUCCCCACUUGGGGUGCCAACGUUGAACUAGUAGAAGUAACAGUUCUACUCAAGGGGAAACAUCUACCGGAAUGGAGGAGUAUUUUAUGAGACAUCUAAAAGAAAUGUCAUUUUCUAAAAAGCGUUUGUUUGUACUUCUGGAAUAAAAUAUUGUUUGUUAAUGUAUUUUUAUAUGACCGUGAUGAGAGAUAAAAGGGAAGAGUUGUUUUUGACGGCCAGCUAUGCAGCGUUUAUUCAAAUCAUUUCAAAACUGGGCUACCUCAGGAAUAGGGAAACGAGUGAACAACUAUCGAACUAUGGCGUAAAAACAUGAUUGAUUGUGUCAUUAUUUGAAUCUAUUUGGGUCUCUUUAGUUUUUUUCUUUCUUUGUGUUUUCAACUUGUCAUCGUUGACGAACGACGAGAGAAUCAGUCAAGGGAAAUCUGCUGCCUUGUUUUCGCUUUAUGUUUCCAUGACAACAACAACGCCAAAAUGAUCAACGUAUGGUAGCACUUUGCUUCCAGCUUUGUCUUGAAUAAUUUGAAUAGUUCAGUUAUAGCUCGGCUGCAUUAUUUAAUCACAGUGCCAUAAUAUGACUAUGAAAGUAUGAAACACAGUCAGGACACCAAUCCUAACUCCACUUUCGUUCAUCAUUCAUUCAUUUCAAUGGAAGAUUUGCACAAAAACCUUAGGAUGCAGGCCUAUAGCGUGUUAUGGUCUUCUGCCCACAACUGAAUGAGCAGUGUUGUAAUUUAUAUAUUUUCAAGUGCAAUUAAAUCCAUGAACACACUCUCUCCUCAAACUAAGUUCUCUGCAUGUGGAACUAAGAUCCAGCCUAGUAAU
This is a messenger RNA of Oncorhynchus masou masou (cherry salmon), 13448 nucleotides long. RefSeq names its product extracellular matrix organizing protein FRAS1-like. Gene Ontology annotation, cellular component: membrane. The record is from RefSeq and is a predicted model, not a curated record. Bases 451 to 12582 code for a protein of 4043 amino acids. Gene Ontology annotation, biological process: anatomical structure morphogenesis; cell communication. The transcript is spliced from 75 exons. Gene Ontology annotation, molecular function: protein binding. NCBI's taxonomy places the organism in Eukaryota, Metazoa, Chordata, Actinopteri, Salmoniformes, Salmonidae.